Messenger RNA from Nilaparvata lugens (brown planthopper), 5400 nucleotides. RefSeq names its product Ca(2+)/calmodulin-responsive adenylate cyclase. The record is from RefSeq and is a predicted model, not a curated record. The transcript is spliced from 10 exons. Lineage: Eukaryota; Metazoa; Arthropoda; Insecta; Hemiptera; Delphacidae. The annotation marks the transcript as partial.
GUCAAUCGUCAGCCAAUCAGCCACUGGCCUCAGCAUCUAGGCCACGCCUCUUCGCCCCACCACCGAGUGCACUCGUCAGCUGAUGAGAUCAGUUCGCUGAACCAUUCGCCGUCGAUCAGCUCGUCGGACGAGUCCUACAGUCGCACCACUGAUGCAUCUCCCUCUCCUUCACCCCCACCUCCGCAUAUUAGGAGUAGGGGCAGAGGGGGAAUACCCCCCACCACCGCCGAGCAUUGGUUGUUUCCCUCCGAUAUACAGGUGAAUCCAUGCUCGUCGCCAGAACUCUCUCCGCUCGCCUCACACGAUCAGCUGGCAGUGGCUCUCUCACUCCAACAACAACGCAACAUCCAGAACAACAACAACAACCCAGUGACCGGUGACGUCACAGCAGCUAUGACGUCAUCGCGCAGCUUUUCGCCAGCCAAAAACGGUGCGGGAAGCAGCGGCAACAACAAUAAUAGCAGCAGUAAAGGCAGCGGUCGCAGUAGUGGAGGCGCGAGGACCCGCGGCGGUGCAGCCAGUCAGGGCGGUUCGUCGGCGGGCAGUCGGCGCUCGUCCGACAACCAUAAGGUGCGGAAAGGUGGCAACAAUGCCGACUCGGAAAGGAAGAGUGGCAACGGUGGAGGUGAUUCUUCCAUAGCCGUGCAGACGGGGGACUCCACCAGCUAUGCCAGCCUCGACCACAUCAACAGGCACCAACAGAAUCAGCUGAUCAGCACAGGUGUUGCACUCUGGCGGCCGAAAGCCAAACCAACACCACUACCAACACAACCACCACCACAACGUCGACUUCGAGCGGACAUCGACGGUCAAAAGUCGAUAGUCGAUCUAGAGUCGAUAGUCGAUCGAAAGUCGAUAGUAGCAGUCAGACGGAGGCGAGCAAGAAGCAGCAGAUUGCAGCUGAGGCAGAGGAGGAAGAGGAUGAUGAAGAGGAAGAGGGGGGGUGGGACCGAAUUUGAGCGCCAAAUUCGAAAAAUUUUGGGCAGUUCAAGGGUCAAACAACAGCAGCAGCCACAGACCAGGUUUGUUACGGCGUCUGGUAUGGACACAGUUAGGGCAAAGGCGCUGCUACAGGAGCGCGCUCUCGGUCUGCUGGAGGACGAAAAUGGAACUACUAGUAGGCCGCUGUUGAGCAGGUUGGAACCAGAUGAAAGCGAAGAAGGAGAAGAAGAUGAAGAAGAGAGAGAGGCCAACAAAUUGUUUGAGGAGGAGGAGAAGAGGAUAGCUAAGGAAGUCGCAAGACAGGAGGCAGAAGUGAAACGGCUGUUGAAAGAAAGCUCUCGAAGUCUGGGCGUUGAUUCAGAGUGGAGUGAAGAAGAUGUGUGUGAUGUGGAAGAAGAAGAGGAGGAGGAGGAGGAAGUGGAAGAGGAGGAAGCUGCUAGUGAACCGCUGUUAGCUGGAAAAGGAGGAGGAGGUAAGAAUGAGGAGGAGGAGGAGGAGGAGGCAAGUGAUGAGGAGGAGGAGGAGGGGGUAGAGGAUAGUACAGGAUAUACAACGGAUGACCCAGCUCUCGAGAAUAUAUCCAUGAUACAUGAGGCCGGCCUCACGGAUGCUGAAGGUGCGCUGAGCGAUGUGAACUCGGCGUUCGAAGCGGGGCUGAUGGGUGGCGUGAGGAGGGGCUGUGGUGAAGGAGGAGGAGGAGGAGAUGAUGAUAAUACGUCUCUCUCCUCGCGGGCCUCGUCGCGGGUGUUUGGCGACUCGGACGCCAUGAUGAGUCUGGAUUCGCUCAGUGCCCUCUAUGACAGCGACAACUAUGACAACUGCUGCUAUGCUGACGAUCUCAGGUAUUACGGCCAAGAAACCACACCGGACAUCACAAAUCUGGCUGACAUCCGAACCAUGUCGGAGAGCAUCACGAGGAACUUUGGUCAGCCCAGGAGUGAGACAGAUAGUGAUGUCUGAAAGCUCUAGAACAAGCUAUAGUGAGGUCCACGUUAUAAUGGCAGUAUUCGAUUAACAUUGGCGUUGCUAUCCUUGCCUAUCAUUCCACAAAACAGAUAGCAAAUAUAUCAAAUCAUAGUGUUGGGUAUCAAGUUGAGAUGAUACUGUAUCAUAUUGUAUUGAUACUGUAUCUUGUGUGAUGAUACUGUAUCAUAUUGGUUACACUGUAUCCACCUCUGCAAAUUUGCCAGAUAGUUUUUUGAUACUAGAAGUAUAAAAUUGAAUUAAUCCCAAUCAUGAAACUUUGUUAUUAACUCAUUGAAAAAUAUAUUUCCUGCGAUUAAAAUAUAAUUGAAAGAAUUAGACGUUGAUAUUGUCAAUACCACUAUAUCGAUGAAAAUAUCAAUCGAAUAAGAAUAAGACGUUGAUAUUGUCAAUACCACUAUAUCGUUGACAAUAUCAACGAUAAGAAGAAGACGUUGAUAUUGUCAAUACCACUAUAUCGAUGAAAAUAUCACUGAUAAGAAUAAGACGUUGAUAUUGUCAAUACCACUAUAUCGAUAAAAAUAUCAACGAUAAGAAUAAGACGUUGAUAUUGUCAAUACCACUAUAUCGAUGACAAUAUCAACGAUAAGAAUAAGACGUUGAUAUUGUCAAUACCACUAUAUCGUUGACAAUAUCAACGAUAAGAAUAAGACGUUGAUAUUGUCAAUACCACUAUAUCGUUGACAAUAUCAACGAUAAGAAGAAGACGUUGAUAUUGUCAAUACCACUAUAUCGAUGACGAUAUCAACGAUAAGAAUAAGACGUUGAUAUUGUCAAUACCACUAUAUCGUUGACAAUAUCAACAAUAAGAAUAAGACGUUGAUAUUGUCAAUACCACUAUAUCGUUGACAAUAUCAACGAUAAGAAUAAGACAUUGAUUUUGUCAAUACCACUAUAUCGUUGACAAUAUCAACGAUAAGAAGAAGACAUUGAUAUUGUCAAUACCACUAUAUCGUUGACAAUAUCAACGAUAAGAAUAAGACGUUGAUAUUGUCAAUACCACUAUAUCGUUGACAAUAUCAACGAUAAGAAUAAGACGUUGAUAUUGUCAAUACCACUAUAUCGUUGACGAUAUCUACUUCAAUUAUCGAGAAAUACCAAAACAUCUCACCAUCGAAUAAAAUAUAAUUGAUUAUUUGAACCAAAAAAGCACAAUUGAUAUUACAUCUGAUAUACCGGUAUCAGCUAUCCUCUAUAGAAGGCAGAGAAUCGGCAACACUGUCUCCUAUCUUUCUCCACUGCCAUUAUAACGUGGACUUCUUUAUUCAGUGGUUAGACUGACCAUGAAAGGAUUUCUAAAGUGAGUAGAACAAGUUUAUCGUCUACAACAGUUGCUAAAGGAGUACCUACUUUCUAGAGAUCACUUUUUUAGAGCAUCUAGAGCAGUUGUCUAGAGUGGCUAGACUAGUAUUUGUUUAGAGCAGAGAGUCUCUAGAAUCAGCCUUAAAUUUUAUGCGAUUUUUCUGUAUAUUAUACAUCCUAGUAUUAAUGUACUAUAGUAUUUCUGAUGUAAAUGAAGAACAGUCAGCUCAUAUUGUGUUGAUACUGUAUCAUAUUGAAUUUAUACUGUAUCAUGUGUGGUGAUACUGUAUCAUUUUGUGAUGAUACUGUAUCCACCUUUUUCAGUAUUUUUCGAAUGGGAAGCCUUCGUGUUAUUUUUUGUAACUAAUAUUUUAUGACGUUUUCUGCUAUUAACAAAAAUUAUUCACUCGUUAUAUUAUUUUUAGUAGCCAAUAACUGUUCAAAUAUUAUAGUUUAACAAUAAUCUUUUCUUUGUGUUAAUUUUCUAUGCAGCUGUCCAUAUAUUUUUUAGUCUAUCAGUAUUUUUGUAUGUUUGUAUUUUUGGAUUUUUCUUUUGUUUAUAGUGCUUAAAAAUUAUUUUAUCGAAACCAAAGACCUUAGCUUUAUAAUUUCCCAAUCAUUUUCUGUAAUUUUUAUUUUAUUGUCUUUGAAAAAAAUGUUGUAUCCUUCCAAUGAUAAUAUUGUAACCGUCAUGUAUUUUUUCUCUUUGGUGAGAUUAAUUUCAAACUGGCAGUGUUGCUCAUUGAAUAACAUCAGUGGUUUACAUUUGAACAAUGCUGACAGUUUGAUGCUUAAUCAUCUCACUCUAGAUUAUCAUUUAAUUUCCGCAACGACUUUUUUCUAUUCUCUCAUUAAAUUUAACUUUCUAUCAAUAGUGUAUCUCUUAUUUUUACUUACAAAUUAUUAUUUUGUGCAAUGUGCUUGAAAAGGUUAUUAUAUACACAGACCUAAUUUAUUAUUGUUACAAUUAUUUUUUCUAAUAUUUUUUUUUGUACCAAUAUCAUUUUUUCAAUAUGGGUCUCUUUGUGUGGUAAGAUUCACUCCAAACUGUGAGAAUUGAUGAAGUAGGAAACACUGUGCCGGUUGCACAAAAGCCGGUUACAUUUUAAUCGUGAUUAACUCUACGAGAACUAAUCAGAGAAGCCUCAAAAAUCAAAAAUACCUUAUCUGAUUGGUUCUCGUGAAAUUAAUCACGGUUAAAUCUUACUGGCUUUUGUGCAAUCGGGUCUUGGAUUAUCUAUAAGGGAUGCCAGUGAAUCUAACUAUAUUUGUUUCUAUUACUUAAUUUUUUUUUAGUAUAUUUUAUCUCUAUAUACAUUUAUAUUCUCCUCCUCAUUAUUGUAUUAUUAGCAUGUAAUCUAUGUAUAAACAUAAGUGCAUUAAACGUGUCCGUUUUGUGUAAAAAAUUAAAAUGAUAAUAAAUUUGAUAAAAAUUGAAUAACAAGUAAAAUAUUAUAGAAAAGCGUACUUAUCUGUAAAUUUGUGAGACUGCGUUAUAUUAUAGUAUUGUAUUUAAAAUUUCCAAAAAUAUUGUCUCGUAAUCAAAAAAGUAUUAAUGAUCAUUUCUAUGAUAUUAUUGUAAGUUUAGAAAUAAAUUGGUAAUAUUUCUAGUGUUAUAUUAAUAUACAUAGGGUGCAGAAUAUCUUAUUAUUUUUUGAGUUAUACAAUGAGUGAGUAUCCUUGUCUAUCAUUCGACAAAGCAGAUAGCAAACGUAUCAAAUCAUGGUAUUGUGUAUCAAGUUGAGAUGAUACUGUAUCAUAUUGUGUUGAUACUGUAUCAUGUUGUGGUUGUUCUGGUUCUAUAGUGAGGUCCACGUUAUGAUGGAAGAAUUUGAUUAACAUUGGUGUAGCUAUCCUUGUCUGUCAUUCGACAAAGCAGGUAGCUCUAUCCUUCUGCAACUCCGCAUUUGAAGUCUUUGAUAGAACCUAUUUAAAAAUAAAAACAACAUUAGAAUUUAAUAUUAAACUAAUCGUUUUUCAACCAUUUGAGAAACCAGACCUUAUAUUUUCAUUGAUCUUAUUAUGUUCUGUUUUUUAGUUGCCAUAUAGUUGAAACAUCACUUUUGAAAAUAUGUCUAUUAUUAAUUUUUAAUGUAUAUAAUAGUAUUUGUGAUUGUCUCUGCCAAAUGUGUUUUUUUAUUGUAAAGUUAAUAAAAUGGAAUUCACUCGUUA